GUGUAUAUUAUCCUCCAAGGCGCUCGCGAUGGCGGCCAGCAGCUCUACCGCCCGCAAACUGGCGUCGGACACUUUCGAGGACUACAACAACGGCGCGCAGACCGCGGCGCUCAAGGCCAUCAAGUCUUCCAUGGCAGCGCUGCCCCAGGACGUCGGCUUUCACCGCUCGGUCGACGCGGGAUAUGCAGACGCCAUAGAUGUGUGCUCUGGACGGGUGCUGGGUCUGAUCAACAAGAUGCUCGCGCUUGCGACAUCCGCAGAUCCAUCGGGUGCACGGAAGGGCAAGGCGCGGGCGGAGAGUGGGGAGGACCUUGUUGAUCGGUUCCAGGCGGUGGCAGUCGACGCGAUGGACCAACUGCUCGAGCGGGCUGAUAUGAACCUCGACGAAUUUCUGGGCAAAAACAAAGCCCCGGCCAUCGCUGUCAACCCGUCCGUCUCACGGACACAGCAACGACAACCACCACAGCAGUCCGAAUCCAGUGCACCGAAGCCGAAGCCGUCCCUUGGCCGUCUGGACCCUGCCUUGCAGCAUGCCAGCCACCUCCGCAAGCCACAGCUUUCCUUCACCCGCACGGUGGAUAACGCGUCCCAGGACCCCUGGAAACCAACGCUGAAGCACAAGUACAACGCCCAAGUGCCGCUUGGCUACCGCUUCCAGGACGAGGAAGGCGGCGAUGCCACUAGCGCCGGGAUACAUCCCUACCACUACGAAAUAACACACGUAUCUUAUCCCGCACACCUCUUCUCUCCCGGACAACCGACGCCGCCCAAGUCCUUCGCCGAGACGCCGUUCACGUGGGUCGCCACUCCCGCCGCGUUUGCCUUAAUGCUCGAAAAGCUCCGCCUAGCGGACGCGAUCGCCGUCGACCUCGAGCACCACAGUUACCGUACCUUCGCUGGCUUCGUGUGCCUGAUGCAGAUCAGCACCCGGACGGAGGACUGGAUCGUCGACACACUCGUCCUCCGGGACGAGCUCGAGGAGCUGAAUGAGGUCUUCACGGACCCAAGAAUCGUCAAGGUUUUCCACGGUGCCGAGUCAGACAUACAAUGGCUCCAGCAAGAUUUCAACGUCUUCGUCGUGGGCUUAUUCGACACCUUCCAUGCGUCCAAGGUCCUCCAUUUUCCCAGACAUGGUUUGGCGUCCCUCCUCGAGAUGUACUGCGACUUCAUCGCGGACAAGCGGUACCAGCUCGCCGAUUGGCGAAUAAGACCGCUUCCGCAGGAGAUGCUCGACUACGCGCGCUCGGACACGCACUACCUGCUCUACAUCUACGAUCAUCUGCGGCACGCCUUACUCGAGCGCGGCACCUCGCCCGCCUUCGCCGCCUACACACCCGUUGACAUCACGCUUGAGACGCCCAUCUCGCAUCUCACCCCAUCGGACGGCGCGACGUGGCUCCUCCGCGAGGUCCUCGCACGCUCGGCCCAGACCACCCUCCGGACGUUCGAGCGCGAGCUGUACGACGCCGACAACGGCACCGGGCCCGCGGGGUGGGACACGCUCGCGCGCAAGUGGAACAAGAGCGCGGGCGCGAUGCCCCCCGUGCAGCGCGCGGUGUACAGGGCCGUGCACGCGUGGCGGGACCGUGUCGCGCGCGAGGAGGACGAGAGCGCGCGGUACGUGCUCCCAAACCACUACCUGUUCCAGAUCGCAGAGAGCCCGCCGGCGGAUAUGCCGGGUCUGCUGGCGGCGUUCAGACCCGUGCCGCCGGUCGUGAGGAGGCGCGCGAAGGAGCUGUUGGACAUCGUUCGGGCGGCCGUGAAGAGCGAGCUGGAUAGCGAGGGGGGUCAAACGAAGGCCGUGGAGGCAGGAGAGGCAGAGAUGAUUCCUGAUGAACCGCCGCGCACUACAGGUAAGGCAUAUGACGUCGUUGAAGGAUCAGCGUCGGAUGCGUCAUCUCCUUCGACUGGGCUGUGGUCGUUCGCUCCUGCUUCGUCCAAUGCUCCGCUGGCGACCACCGCUUCUACUCUUCUCGGGCCUUCGUCUUCUACAGCUUUGCCCUCGGCUACUUCAACUGUCGCUCAGGAAGCCGAUACGGUCAGUGUGCGAAGCAAAGCUUCAUGCUCGACCACUCGCAGCUCUCUCUUUGGCUCGCCCAAGCGUCUGUUCUCGUCCUCCUCCUCUGGCGAAGGCCAAACGUCACGCAUCAGGCACGUCCUCGCGCGGAUACGCGGGUCGCUCACCGUUGGCGCCUCGGUGCCGAAAACGCCACCACCGCCACCACCGGCAGCGGAGGAGGACGCGAAACCCGUGCCGGAGCAGAUCGAGGUGCCGUUCGUCCCUCUCGCGCAGCGACAGCCCGUCGUGCGCGAGGUGGUUGACGACGCGAUUGUCGUUGUCGGACAGCGGCAGCAGAAGAAAAGAAAGCGGAACAAGGAAAAGAAGGAUGGCAAGGCCGAGGUGGCGCCUGGUAAAGCAGACGCAGGAGGUGUCCCGGACGAUGGCGUCGUCGAAGAGUUCGACUACGCGACGGCGUCUAACAUACUGGACGAGGAUGGAGGGGCGCCGGAGCCGGUGGGCCGGCCUAAGAAGAAGCCGAAGGCAAAAGGCGCCGCUGGGUAUCAGUAUGGUGACUUCCCCGCGCCGCCGCGAGCACAUCGGGAUGUCAAGAGCGGCAACCAGUCGCAUACGUAUCGGUAGUUGCGAUGCUUCUAUGACUCGCGUUAUGUUUUCCUGCUUCACAUCAUCUUACCCAUCGACGCACUGCCCACGUGCAUCGUAUGUCACCAAUUAAUAUCAAGGUUCAUGCCAAGAGACUACCGCACAACUCGUGCAAUACCAGAAAUCGGUCC
Punctularia strigosozonata HHB-11173 SS5 is the source of this 2793-nucleotide messenger RNA. RefSeq lists its product as uncharacterized. Bases 29 to 2641 code for a protein of 870 amino acids. Gene Ontology annotation, cellular component: nuclear exosome (RNase complex); nucleolus. Gene Ontology annotation, biological process: nuclear polyadenylation-dependent antisense transcript catabolic process; poly(A)-dependent snoRNA 3'-end processing; nuclear polyadenylation-dependent rRNA catabolic process. The record is from RefSeq and is a predicted model, not a curated record. NCBI's taxonomy places the organism in Eukaryota, Fungi, Basidiomycota, Agaricomycetes, Corticiales, Punctulariaceae. Gene Ontology annotation, molecular function: nucleic acid binding; 3'-5'-RNA exonuclease activity; nucleotide binding. The transcript is spliced from 7 exons.